This is a messenger RNA of Rubroshorea leprosula, 1508 nucleotides long. NCBI's taxonomy places the organism in Eukaryota, Viridiplantae, Streptophyta, Magnoliopsida, Malvales, Dipterocarpaceae. The record is from the annotation of a GenBank genome assembly.
AACAUUGUAGAUUAGGACCAGUGAAGUAUGAAUUAGAAUAGUCUGGACAGCUUUAUAUUGUUGCUUCUGGGUGGCCCCCAUGUAAAGGAUAACACGAAUUUUCCACUAAACAGUACUUAUAUUAAAUGUCUUGGAAUAACAGGUAUGUGUCAGGUUUUAUUUGAAAGUACUUGUAUACCAUUAUGUAUAAUUUCCCAACUAAUGUAGGAAUCUGAAAUAUUUGUAGUUCAUAUAAAAUAUUGAAAACAAUGAUGUGUGCAAAUAGAAGAAAAUUUCUAGAAAAAUAUUUAACUUAUGGGCAUGAAUGGUAGGAUUAGAUUAAGUAUCACAAAUUCUAGAACAUAAGAAAAUCUGAGAAAAGCUUCUAUUGCAUCUCUCCUGGUUUUUAUAACUUGAAGAUAUUCGUCAUUGACAGACUCUUUAUGUUUAUGCUAUAUUUUUUUUGGCCAUUUUAUACUUUUUUUAUUUUUAUUUUUGGUACUAACCUCCUGAUAUCUAAAAGUUACAUUAGCCGACUAAUCCAGAAUUGAACUGUGUUAAACCCCACAAGUGGGAAAGCUCUCCUAGUACCUGUUUUCCUUUCACAAAACUCGAACGAGUGAUUUAUUAUGAAAAAUGUAACUAAAGUUGAUGUCUUAGUUGUGCACUGUAGAAUACAGUUAGGUUUCCAAAACAUCAUUGAUUCUGAGAACACAACUUUUCUGAUGAUCUAGAAUAAAGUUAGUCAUACAAAUCUAAUAAAAUCCCAUGGUAGAUCUAUUUUUCACAUCUGAUGCAGUUCCUUUUCAACUUCUAAUGUCAAAAGGUACACUUUGUAGAUAUUGAUCUGUGUCUGUGUUUUUUCCUGAGAAUGAGCAAUUAUUUUCACUAGAGCUCUGUUGCCUGUAAGGGAUAUCCAUCUUGCUUGUGAUAGUUGUAUGCAAACUUCAGAGGAGGCAUCUGUCUGUGGAUGACAUAAUUGAAGAGUUCCUACAAAAACAAAAUAAUUUCAUGCCUAUUAGGUACACUUACUCAGAUAUACUUUCCAACAUGGAUUUAUGAGCAGUUUGAUCAGGCAGAGGAUGUAGAGUUGGGAGAUGUUACUGAUAUUGAAAAGAAUCUUGUGAGGAAGAUUGUCAUGGUUGCCUUGUGGUGCAUCUGGAUGAAACCUGCCAUUUGUCCUUAAAUGAGCAAAGUCUUGGAGACGCUUGAAAGUGAAGCUGAGCUACUGAAAUGCCUCCCUAGUCUUCUUUUGUUCCUUCUGAAUUGCAGACUGCAAAUCAUGUUAAUAUAAAUGUCAAUUUAAGUCAAGCAGCCCAGCCAGCCCUAUUUCACUUGAUGCUAGAACAUGAGGUGCACUCCAAAUGCCUUACCUUGAUUUGCUUACACAUAGCAAGCAUCGCAUAUGUUUACAUAUCUUGCAUUGUUUAUAAGUAAAUGACCUUUUUACAACUCGAAUGUAUCAAACUUCCAAGUGUUACCGAGUUAUCCGUUCACAUAUGAUCUCUAAAUGAAAUAACAGUACUUUG